Adineta steineri is the source of this 2289-nucleotide messenger RNA. Lineage: Eukaryota; Metazoa; Rotifera; Eurotatoria; Adinetida; Adinetidae. The record is from the annotation of a GenBank genome assembly.
AUGAUCAUAUCCGGAUCACUUGGACAACAUUUUGUGCCUUUGGUGCACAAUAUGUGUCAAAUUGAUUCAAUUUUUAUUCUUUGUGACAACCAAAAACAUCAUGAACAAUGGACUAAAGAUUGGCCCAAAAUAAAGGGUGUCUACACAGAUAUUACAUCCAUCUGUGAAGCACUCAAGGAAGCUGCUCAUCAAUGUGAGCAAAAUGCUAUUCCUAUGAGUUUUGUGGGUACAAAUAAAAACUUGGAUCAAUUAGAUCCUUCUUUUAUGUACACUCAAAUCAUCAAAGAAAUACUGUUAACCAUCCAAUUCGAACAAAAACACAUCCAAGAUUAUAUUAAUUACUGCCGCGAUCCUUUUAAAGGUAAUAUAAAAGACGUCGAAAACAUUAAACAAUUGGAAGACCAGUAUCACGACGAAACACCGAUUUAUUGGUACACCCGUGACAUGUUCUUGUAUCCCAUGCUCAAUCGUGCAUUACGAUUAACGGAUGGUGAUAUCAUUACACGUAUGGGUUUCUUCAUUGGUGAUUUGCAUCGACAGAUUGAACAACUGCACCGGGAACAAUAUCCUGAUACAAUUCCUGCUAACACUUUUACCGUUUAUCGUGGCCAAGGUUUAUCCGCAGCAGAUUUUGAACAAAUGAUAAAAAUCAGAGGUGGUCUUAUUUCAUUCAACAACUUCUUAUCUACCAGUAAAGACCGGGAUCUCUCUUAUGCUUUUGCUGAAAGCAAUCAGGCCAAUCCAGAUUUAGUUGGAAUACUUUUCGUUAUUAAAGUAGAUCCAUCUCAAUCAACAUCACCAUUUGCUUCAAUUGCUGGAAUCGGCAAAUUCCAAGGAGAAGAGGAAGUCUUGUUCUCUAUGCAUAGCGUUUUUCGUAUCCAGGAUAUCAAACAAAUGGCUGGAAAUGAUCGUUUAUAUGAAGUUAACUUGGUACUUACUGCUGACAACGAUCCAGAAUUAAACAGACUUACAGAUUACAUCCGAGAAGAGAGUUAUCCAGAUGAAGAAGGAUGGUACAGAUUGGGUUUGUUACUAUUUAAAACGGGUCAAUAUGACAAAGCUGAAGACAUUUAUCAAGUUCUACUUGACCAAACAAAGGAUGAUAAAAGUAGGGCAAAUAUUUAUCUUCAUCUUGGUGUGAUCAAAUAUGUUCAAGGAAAAUAUGAAGAAGCACUUACAUUCUAUGAACAAUCACUUGCUAUUUAUCAAAAAAUUCUUCCUUGUAGUCAUCCUGAUAUGGCUUCUUCCCACAACAACAUUGGUUUGGUGCAUUACAGCAUGAGUAAUUAUCCAAAAGCACUUUCAUCUCACGAAAAAGCCUAUGAAAUUGAACAGCAAUCACUUCCUCCAAAUCAUCCUCACUUCGCUAAGUCCCUCAACAACAUUGGUAAUGUGCAUUUCAGAAUGGGUAAUUAUCCAAAAGCACUUUCAUUUCACGAAAAAGCCCUUGAAAUUCAACAACUAUCACUUCCUACCAACCAUCCUGGUUUGGCUCAGUCUUAUAAUAGCAUUGGUUUAGUGUAUCACAAGAUGGGUAAUUAUCCAGAAGCACUUCCUCAUUAUGAAAAAGCUCUUGAGAUUCAACAAAAAUCACUUACUCACAAUCAUCCUGAUUUAGCGUCUUGCUACAUCACGAUUGGUUUAGUGCAUAAAAACAUGGGUAACUAUUCAGAAGCACUUUCUUAUAAUAAAAAAACCAUUGAAGUUCAACAACAAUCACUUCCUCCCGACCAUCCUGAUUUGGCUAUUUCUUACAACAACAUUGGUAAUGUGCAUAAAAAUAUGAGUAAUUAUUCAGAAGCACUUUCUUAUUAUGAAAAAGCCCUUGAGAUUCAACAAAAAUCCCUUCCUCGCAAUCAUCCUGAUUUGGCGACUUUCUACAUCUCCAUUGGCGUACUAUAUUCCAAUACGAGCAAUUAUCCAAAAGCAUUUUCUUAUUAUGAAAAAGCCCUCGAGAUUCAACAACAAUCACUUCCUCCUAAUCAUCCUGAUUUGACUAUGUCCUACGGUAAUAUUGGUAAUGUGCAUACCAAGAUGGGUAAUUAUCCAAAAGCACUUUUAUCUUAUGAAAAAGUCCUUAAAAUUCAACAGCAAUCACUUCCUUCCAAUCAUCCUUUUUUAGCUAUUUCCUAUAACAAUAUUGGUACUGCGUAUUACCGCAUGGGUGAUCACUCAAAAGCCCGUAGAUUUUAUAAACAUGCUAUACGAACUGGAGAACAAUCAUUACCUUCGAACCACCCACAUCUUCAACAGUGGAGAAAUAACCUUAAACUUGCAAAUAACAAAUAA